Galeopterus variegatus (Sunda flying lemur) is the source of this 5722-nucleotide messenger RNA. It is a transcript of the gene CFAP46, whose product is annotated as cilia and flagella associated protein 46. Gene Ontology annotation, biological process: cilium movement involved in cell motility; axoneme assembly. NCBI's taxonomy places the organism in Eukaryota, Metazoa, Chordata, Mammalia, Dermoptera, Cynocephalidae. The annotation marks the transcript as partial. The record is from RefSeq and is a predicted model, not a curated record. The transcript is spliced from 42 exons.
AACCUGGAUAGAAAGCUUGUCACAGUACGCCAUGAGCAACUGGCUGCGCUCUGCAGAAAUCGGACAGGAGAUACAGGAAGCCUGGAUCGUGCAGAAUGCCGUAGUCUAUGUCCUGAACCACAACCACCACCUCCUCAUGGCCGGACGGCAGAAGGAGCUCGUGGACGCCUUGACCCAGCUGCUGGGCAUCGUCAAGGCCAUAGGCCACAACGGGGACCCCAUGAUGUUAGUGACACUCUGCAAUGCCCUGGCUCGAGGCUUGAUCAUCAGCAGUAUUCCAACCCAGACAUCUGAAAAAUCGAAAAGACUUGUGCGACCAAAUGUGUUUCACACUCCACUGGACUCUGGAGCCACCUCCGAGAUCAAAAUGGCGGUGGAGGUCUGCGAGUUUGCUCUGAGCCUGACCAGCGGGAGCGUGCCCGAGGUGGCGGUCCCCAGCAGCGCGCGGCAGCAGCUCAUCGCCACCUGGGUGAAGGGCAAGCAGCUGCUGCAGCAGCAGAUCGGGCCGAGGCUGGGCACCGAUGAGCAGGGCAGCAACGAGGACAUCAAUGCAGUGACCAGAGUGCUUGUGGCUUUGGAGAUGUACUCGUGCAACGGGCUGGGCCUCAUGGACUUCACUGUCCCCUCCCUGGCCCAGUUGGUGAAAAUGGCUUCUGAGUGCAACUGGUCAGACCCCUUGGUGGAGCUGCAGACCCUGACACGACUGACACACUUCGCCUGCGCGGCCCGGGACCACGAGGUCACCAUGGCGUGCUCCCAAAACGCCAUUCAGACGGGCAUCAAGAGCCUGAAGACAUUCGGUCCGGCCAAGGCCCCACUGGCAGCGGAGAUGCUGUGCACAGCCGCGUGUGUCCAGGGCAAGAGCAUCAUGGAAAACCUGCAGGGCAGGAAGCAGCGGCGGCUGGCGGCGGCCAAGGCCUUCACUGACAGUGCCAGGUUUGGGGGCAUGGCAGGCAGCAGCGCCCUGGUGAUGGUGGCCGCGCGGCACUUCUGGAACACCUGGCUCCCGCUGCUGUCCUCCGCGGCCAACAGGAAGAAAGCCAAGGGGGCCGUCCAGAAGAUCAUCGGCAUCAUCAACAAGACGGAGGCCAAAAAGCAGGAAAAAGGAAAAACGCUGUUUCUGCACCAGUGGCCUACAGCGGACUUCCAGAGCGGUGGGACCACGGAAGGCUAUUUUCUCCCAGGGGCCGAGGACGACCUGACGCUGCGCGCGGCCCUCUACGGCCUGCUGUUCCACAGCCACGCCGACCAGGACGACUGGGAGGGCGGCCUCAGGGUGCUGGACGAGGCCGCGCAGGCGCUGCCGCGGACGGCCCACCGCCUCUUGAUUUUCAAACACAUGGUCAUUGUGAAGGCCAAACUUGGCCAGAACUUCUCGAUGGAAAUACAGAAAUUCAAGGACGAGAGCGAAGGCUACGUGGCGAGCAUGUGGCACCGGCUGGCCUUGAACUCGAAGCACGUCCACGGAGAGCUGACCUGCUAUCACAGCGCGAUCCGGGCGCUGCAGAAGCCAGAGAGCAAGUGGCAGAAAGUUGACUACAUCCUGGAAUUCAGCGAAUGGCUGUAUUACAACCAGUUUCCUCUUGAAGACGUAGUCUUCCACAUUGAGUGGGCAAUUGAGAUCCUGCUGGCGAUGAAGCCCCCUGGAGAUGUCCCCAAGCCAGAGCCCACACCAGAGGAGGAGCACACACCUGUGCAGACACCUGCAGAAAGCCCGGUGUCCGAGCACGGGGAGGCAGCCUCCUGGGAGAGGCUGCACAGCGUGAGGCAGCUGGAGGCGCUGGCACGCGCGCACAUCCUGCUGGCCCUGGUGGUGGGGCCCGGCGCCGCCAGCCACCAGGACGCCUGCCUCCUGGCCUACGCCUUCCUCAGGCGCCUCUGGCAGGUUUCUUUGACAACAGCAGGAAAAUUAAUUCCAGAAAGUAAAAUCCCAGCAGCAGCCAGUUCACAUCUGUUAUUGCCCAAAAAAGAGGAGAAAAGUAAAGAAAAGGAGAAAGAGAAGACCAAAGAGAGGGAGAAGGGGACAGGGAAGGAGAACAAGGGCAAGGAGAAGGGCAAGGACGCGAAGCAGUCUCAAACCCCCGUUCCUAGCAGACAACUUGAAGAUUUACCAACAAGCGUAGAGGAAUGGGCCUUCUAUUCUUGUCCUGAGGAAUUGCUGUCUGUAUUUAAACAAGAUAAGAGUGACUUCACUAUCAAUGCAUCAAGUAUCCAGAAGCCGACCUACAGUUUAUACUUUCUGGACCACUUGGCCAAGGCCCUGCAGAAGAUGUUCCUGCACGAGCUGGCGAUCCCGGUCCUGCAGCUGGGCGUACUCCUCGCGGACUCCGUGGUUGAAAGCAAGAGCCUCGCCGAUCUCUACCACCUGCGGCUGGCCCAGGUGUGUUCAGAUCUGAGGCUGAGAGGAGCAGCCGCUCAGCACCAGGACGCGCUACGGCAGGUGUACCUCUGCGACUCAGAGCAGGCAAGCUGCAGGAAAGAGAUUGCGUUGAGAAAAGAGAAAAACAAGGAGCCUGUGUCAGACGAGCGCCUGCCCGUGCCGAGAGAGCGGGCGCCUCCGGGCCAGCUCCCGGGGAUGAAGCGUCUCGUAGCCAAGGACAAGAUUUUGAAAAUAAAUGGAGAGACCGGGAGGGACCUCGACGGAACCUGCUUUCCCCAGCUGUGGAUGCUCAAAGCAGAGGUCCUGCUGGAGAUGGACCUGCACCAGCCCGCACGGCUGCUCCUGGCAGAAGCUCACCUGGCCUUCCAGGAGCUUGAUGACCCUUUUGCAGAGUCACAAUGCCUGUUGCUUCUAGCACAGUUGGCCAACAAGGAAAAAAACCACGGACAAGCGAGGACACUGGUGGAGCGGGCCCAGCGCCUGGGUGGGACCGAGGAGUUGUGGUACAAUUCAGCCCUGACGCUGGCGGAGACGCUCCUGUCCACGGAAGAGGAGGGGCGAGAAAUCACGGUCUGCCACCUUUUCCAAAAACUCAUAGAUGCCUUUGAGGUUCUCAAGAAAGAAAGACCUAACAGGAUGCCCAUGCUGGAAUUCUUCACCACAGACCUGGAAGCCAGGUGCGUGAGCCUGCAGAUCACAGUCGCCCAGGAGGCAGCGGACAGCGAGCCUCCUGAUGGCUGCUUUUUACUGAAAGGGAUGGAUGACACCUUGAUGAAAAUUGAGGAAAAGUUCAUCAACUGUGGCUACAGAGAGAACUGUGUUGAUAUAAAACUAGAGCGUGCAAAGAUCAAGAGGUUAUGUGCCCAAUGGGAGAGAGAUGAGGAAGGGAAGACUGCACACUACUUGGAAGCUUAUGACUUGGUCCAGAGAGCUGUGGCUGAAGAGGAGGAGAGGCUUCACAGUGUUCAGAGUUUACUGUCCUUUCAAGAUUUGCAGAACGUCAACACGCCCCUGAUGAGGAAGCUCGCCCGCCUCAAGCUCAGCCUCGCCGAGGUGUCUCUGGACGUGCUGCAGGUCACCUGGGAGGAGGCGCUGCAGCGGGAGCUGGAGCAGGGCUCCGUGGAGAGGUUACUCGCAGAUUACCUGCACAGCACCAGCGGCGACAGCCCCGUCGGCCUGCAAUGGCUCACGCUGAAGCGCACCCUGGCACACACGGCGCUGCAGCAGCUGGGGAGCCUGCAGCCACUGUGCGUGAACUGCGUGCAGAUCCGUGCCCAGCUCCUGGGCCUGGCCGGGAGGGCCCUCCACCUGCUGGCCAUGCGAGCAGACCCCGUGCGCCCCACCCUCUACUGGGAGGAGGGCCUCUCGGUGGGCACCAAGCCAAGCAGCCACAAAUCUCUGGAGCUAGAAGUCGAGGAUGCAGGUGUUGAGGAGUCCAGCUGGGACCCACCAGCCUCCAGAGCAGCACCCAAGGAGUACAGCAGGAAAGGCGUGGAUCUGAAGAGGAGGAUGACGAUGGCCCAGCGGUACCUGGCCCAGGCAUCAGAGGUGCUGCUGCAGUGCCUGCAGGUGGCACUGGGCAGCAGCCUCUUGGACAUCGCAGCAGCUGCCAGCCUGGAGAUGGUGGAGUGCACCAGCACCCUGGACCCUGUGGCCACCUGCCAGUUCCUGGCACUGUCCCAGAGCUGCUCGGCCUCAGGGAUGAUGCGGGACGUCCUGCUCACAGCCACAGCCAACACGAGCAGCUCGCAGCUGGCGGCCCUACUGCAGCUGCAGCACCGGCUACGAUGCCAGGACAGGACCUCCACCAGCCUGUUCACCACCGUGGAGCAGAGGCUGGCCACCAUCUCCAAGGCGUGGCAGAACCUCUGUGUCACGGAACAACACUUCGACCUCUUGAGUGAGAUUCCACCUACAUUUCGGCUCCUCUUUCUGCACCACUCUCGAGACAGGUCCCGUCUAUACGGCGCUGCCUAUGAGAAACCCAGGCUCCUUCCUGCAGCCAAAGGGAAGACACUGCAAGUGGGAGGCCACUGCAAGGUGUCACGUGUGACUGUGAGCCCCACCGCCCUCUCAGACCUGUUGGCCAGCGCCCAGCAGUUCCGGGAGCAGACCCAGGCCAAGGUGUACAGCGAGGACAUAGCCCUGAGCCCAGGCGUGGAACUGGGCGGCGUGCACCUUCAGGAGAAGGAGGACUGUCUGCGGACCCUGAGCAGCGUCCUGAGGCCCCUGGAGGAGUACCUGAGGCCGCUGUCCCCACUGCUGCGCUGCCCCGAAGCCAGAGUGCAGAUGCCCACAGUUGUUGUGGAUUCGGGGAAACCAAAGGUCAAAGAUAAGGAAAGGAAAAUGUCCACACCACAAGCAUCCACAGACCAGCCCGAGGCUGCAGAUUACGUGAUCCUGAUUGUGGACAGGCAUUUUCUGGAGCUGCCACUGGAAGGUCUCUCUGUGUUCAAUGAAGGGACGGUUUCCUCGGUGUCACGAGAAUUUUCUCUCCAAAUAUUGUGCAAUCGCCUCCACAAAGAAGAAACAGACGGCGGCGCAAGAAAGGAGGGCAAAGGCAGUGAUCUCAGAAAGAGAAGUCCAGCAAAGAAGGGCAAGAAGGGCGGCACCCCCCGGAUGGUCCCCCCAGACUGCAUCAUCGUGGACUCCGACAACUUCAAGUUUGUCGUGGACCCCUACGCGGAGGCACGGGGCGGGGAGAUGCUGGCUCCUGUCUCCAUAACCCGGCAAAUUUUGGAAAGAUUCCGAGACUCGUUCACUUCGCGCUGGGUGGGGCAUCUGGGAAGCAAGAACUUCCUCAGUCAGGCCGAGUGGGAGCAGGUCCUGGGCAGCUGCAGUGGCUUCUUCUUCUACGGCAUGGAGGGCUUCCUGUCACAUGUGCUAGUGGAGAGAUUGGUCGCCAUGAACCUGCAAGAGUGCCAGAUGAUGGUCCUGCUGGACCGGACGCAGUCCUUGGAGAGCAUGCGGCGGCAGAUGGCUGUCUCAGAGAAUAAGAGCACAUCCCAGCUAUCCUUGGAGGAGCCCAUUGAGACUGCCAUCCUUCUGAGCCUGGUGGGCGUCAGGAGCAUCGUGGCAAACCAGUGGCCAACACUGCUGCGGGACAACGCGCUGCGGGCCAGCCUCCUCUGGGACAAUCUGCUGACCUUUGGCAAGUCAAUUGGGAAAGUGGUCCAUCUCCUUCAGAAGAUGGAAGGCACUGAGAUGCUUAACCAAGAUGAUGCUCAUCACAUCUUGAAGGACAAGCUGGCGAUCCUGCGGCCACCGCUCCAAAGCUCCGAGCUGCUCCCCAGCGCUCUCAACUUGGUCCUGUACGGGCUGCCGCACCAAGCCAUCGCGUGA